Molecule: messenger RNA, 2464 nt
Organism: Pocillopora meandrina
Lineage: Eukaryota; Metazoa; Cnidaria; Anthozoa; Scleractinia; Pocilloporidae
Source: the annotation of a GenBank genome assembly
AUAGGGGAAAAACAGAGAGGCUAUACUUUUAUCCCUACAAGCCUGUUUCGUGAUUCCUCACUCACCAGGGGAUGAGUCAUCUAAUCAAUAAGACAACUUUUCUGUAUAUAUACCAAAUAUUCGUAGAAAAGCUGCUUACCUUGAAGCGAAGCGGGUAUCUAUCAGAGGCAGUUUACAACAAGAUCAGACCCCGACACAAACAGCCGCCUAGAAUCUACGGUUUACCGAAGAUCCAUAAGGCCUAUGUACUGCUAAGACCUAUCGUGUCGUGCGUAAACACCUUUGCAUAUGAUUUAUCUGCUUACUUAGCCAACAUCUUGUCUCCUUUAACAGGAAAGUCAGAGUACAUAGUUGCCAAUUCAGCCCACUUCGUAUCCACCGUCAGCAAUGAGACGAUCUUAGACAACGAGAUCAUGGUAUCUUUCGACGUAGAAUCGCUGUUUACCAACGUUCCUAUCGACGCCGCUGUACAAGCCGCACUGCUGAAACUCGAGAACGACCCAAGCCUUGCAGACCGCACAACACUAACGCCUGCACAGAUCGCUGACCUUUUGAAAUUCGUAUUGAGAUCCACAUACUUCCUGUAUAACGGAUCGAUUUACGAGCAAAAAGACGGCGCCGCCAUGGGGAGUCUGGUUUCCGCUGUCAUUGCUAACCUCUACAUGGAGAGUUUCGAAGAACAGGCGAUAAUUACAUCAUCCUACGAGCCUAGGAUCUGGAAACACUACGUGGACGAUACCUUUACCAUCCUGGAUCGCGAAAACGUAGAUGACUUCUUACAGCAUUUAAACAACCAGCAGUCUUCCAUCCGCUUCACCAUGGCGACAGAGAAAGACAACAAACUCACCUUCCUAGACACCGCAGUUUUAAGAGAAUCUGACGGCCACCUCACCACCAGCGUAUACAGGAAGCCCACGCACACCGAACAAUACUUAGCGUAUGAUUCACACCACCCUCAAUCAGUAAAACGCGGUAUUGUUAAGUGCCUUUACGAGCGCGCCAAACGUCUCGUAACAAAACCCUCCGUCAUCUUCGAGGAGAAAAAACAUCUGUUAUCUGUUCUGGUUUCUAAUGGUUAUCCUUUUUCUUUCUUGCAGAAACUUAACAAGACCGGAAAACCAAAAAACAGUGCCAACGAGUUCAAAGCUACUGCGGUUUUACCUUAUGUCAAAGGUCUGUCCGAGCAGGUUCGCCGUUGCCUUCAACAACAAGCCGUACGCGCUGUUUUCAAGUCAGAGACCACGCUAAGAUCUCAGUUAGUACGACCAAAGACGCUUUCGACCCGGCUAAACAAGAUGGCUUAGUUUACAGGAUUCCAUGUGAAUGCGGCAAGGUGUAAAUCGGAGAGACUGGAAAACCUAUGCAAGACAGAAUUAAGGAGCACGAUCGAGGCAUUCGACUCGCCCGUACCGAGACCUCCGCCGUUUCAGAGCAUGCCCACAACACCGGACACAAGCCACUCUGGAACAAAGUUAAGUUUAUUGAUCGUGACCCUUAUUACUACACGCACAGGGUCAAAGAGGCAUUUCAUAUAAGGCUUCACCCUAACAACAUCAACAGGGAUAGUGGAAUAGAAAUUCCAGAAGCGUGGAUGCCCACGAUCAAAAAACACAACAACAGGAGAGACGUGUGACAGCGGACCGCCGAGGGAGCUAAUCACUGAGUGGACAGCAAGGAUCGAAAUGCACCGAUCAGAGCUGUUGAAAAACAACUAAUCACAGCAGAGCAACAUGCUUUAUAAGAUCACGCAUGACAAGUCGACCUCAUCGCCUGAAGAAGACUAGCAGUAUGCAGUCGAAACGUCGCGAUCUACAUCACACGUGACUACACGUUAGACAAACGAAAAACUUAACUUUUAUUUUUAAAUACCAAAUAAGACUAAAGACGCUAAAGCGAAAAAGCUAUCAACAAUUUGUCUAAUGUAUAAAAAGGGUAUUCAAUGCAAAAUAACGAGAGACACCCCUUAGCAACAAAAUAAACGUUCGUGAAGUAAAUAUAUCUUACGAGAUGUUUUGGCGUGUACUAACGCAGAGUAUUUUUACGAGUUGUACUGUAUUUUGACGAGCCUGUGGGGCGAGUAAAAAUACAAACAACGAGAAAAAAUAUUCCGUGAUACAACACGCCAAAACAUAUCUUGAGAAAUUUAUUUUCCCACUCUGAUAGUUACAAACAAAGAAUUUCUAGAAAGAAACACUUUUUUCGGGAAAGUGUGACAGAUUUGCGUGACGCUCGCGCGCGGUUUCCCAUAGUACAAAUAACCAGAUUGCAAUAUCGCGGUAUAUUUGCACUCGUCUCGUGCGUUGUCUGCACAGUAAUCAGCAGGAGCUACUUAUGAUCCCGCUCCUUGAAUUGUAACAAGAAAUUAAUUAUUUGGUGUCACAAUAAAAUACUCCAGUUAUAGUUUCCGCGUCGAGGUCCAGUUUUUGAGGAAAACUGGUUUAUAUUCUGUAUCUGUCAACCACGG